This is a messenger RNA of Desarmillaria tabescens, 675 nucleotides long. RefSeq lists its product as uncharacterized. Lineage: Eukaryota; Fungi; Basidiomycota; Agaricomycetes; Agaricales; Physalacriaceae. The annotation marks the transcript as partial. The record is from RefSeq and is a predicted model, not a curated record. The transcript is spliced from 7 exons.
UGUCUCCUUCAAGGCGUCGUUCUGCUCCUGGAUGCGAAGACAGGUACGGUACAGUCGAGAAACAGCAACACAGCAAAAAUCAUUCGCGUAUACCAACAUUCUCCUGAUAACGAAGAAGCUAUACUGAAACAAUUCAAUGAUGAUGCAGGAUGCUUUAAUUAAAAUGAAGAUCCCAAACAUCGCACAAGUCUUUGGCAUCUGCAGAUCGCCAAACUUUCCAGCGAUCAUCCCUUUCGAUGAUUAUGAACGUAACUUGACUGCAAAGCAAAUCGUACCAUUCUAUAUCCAACUGUCAGUCGCAGAGCAUUUGUUCAGGCACUACCCGCUUUCUGCUAUGCGAAGCCGGGCAGAUGCCGCAGAUGUCAGGAAAGCCAUAUCACUCUCAAUGAACACUGGACAAAUUGUCGUGACGGCUAUGGUAUCAUUUGAAUACCUCAUUGGGAGUUUUAUUAUGUGGAUCUCUCGUACACCAGGGGACCGUGUCCAAUUUUGGGGCCUGUUGAAUGGGGAGCCACAUCCCAGCGAAAUCAGCAGAUGGUCCUCGUCACUGACAUUGCGAAAGGACAAUUUAUGCAAUGUGUUUUCCAUCCACCAACUCAACCUUACAUGCCGGGUAGUGUAUUGACCUCAUGCCAGCACGGGGAGACUUUGGUGGGCAGAGUCCAGACUAGAUUG